Molecule: messenger RNA, 1626 nt
Organism: Alligator sinensis (Chinese alligator)
Lineage: Eukaryota; Metazoa; Chordata; Crocodylia; Alligatoridae
Gene: CPA6
Product: carboxypeptidase A6
Exons: 14
Coding region: 1-1626 (541 amino acids)
Biological process (GO): proteolysis
Molecular function (GO): metallocarboxypeptidase activity; zinc ion binding
Source: RefSeq, a predicted model, not a curated record
AUGGGUUUCCAGGCAAGAAGGACCCAUAAUUCCAUCAUGGUGAUGCUAAAUGUCCCAGAGCAAAAAUAUAGGAUUCUAGAAGUGCUGGCAGAAAUUGUAUUGUUCAACAUUAUCCCCAACAAAUACUCCGAGUACAAGAGAUGGAAAAUACUUCAUUUAAAUAAAAGUUCUAAAUUUGAGACACACUUAGAUUACACAAUACAGUACAAGAUUAUCUCCUACUUUUGUUGUGCGCGCGGGGGAGCUGCCACCUGGAGACGGGGCGGCGGCUGCGGCGGGGCUCGCUCUCCAUCCCUUGCCCCUUGCACCAUGAAACUCCCGGGGAAUCCCGGUAGCCGGGUAGCAGCUCUGCUGCCUCUUUGUCUGUUCGUCCUGAAAACCUGGGUGCCAGUGCAAGCCUACCUCUACAACAACCGCUACGCCGGUGAUAAAGUAAUAAGGCUUGUUCCAGGAAGUGACAAAGAAACACAGGCACUGAAGUCUGUAUUUCAUCAACUUAAGGUAGAACUGUGGCAGCCCAGCAGCUUCUCCUACAUCUCAGAGGGUACAGUCACAGAUCUACGUGUACCAAGGAACAGUUCACGAGUUCUGCUACCCUAUCUACAGCAAGCAAACAUCCAAUACACGAUUCUCAUAUCUGAUCUACAGCAAGCGAUAGAAAAACAAACUGGGUUGAGGUCAUCUAGGAAUCGUAGAUCUGUGCCAGGAUACAACUAUGAAGUGUAUCACUCACUAAAAGAAAUCCAAAAUUGGAUGUAUCAACUGAACAAAACUCACUCGGAUCUCAUUCAUAUGUUCUCCAUUGGAAAAUCAUACGAAGGGAGACAACUGUUUGUGCUCAAGUUAGGUAAAAGAUCACGGCGUUACAAGAGAGCUGUCUGGAUAGACUGUGGAAUUCAUGCAAGAGAAUGGAUUGGCCCUGCCUUUUGCCAGUGGUUUGUGAAAGAAGCAAUAAAGACAUAUCAGAGUGAUCCUGCAAUGAGAAGGAUGCUAAACCAGUUGUAUUUCUAUAUCAUGCCAGUAUUUAAUGUAGAUGGAUAUCAUUUUAGCUGGACUGAUGAUCGAUUUUGGAGAAAAACAAGGUCAAAGAACUCAAAGUUUCAUUGUCAUGGUGUAGAUGCUAAUCGUAACUGGAAAGUGAAAUGGUGUGAUGAAGGUGCUUCCUUUCACCCAUGUGACGACACCUACUGUGGUCCUUUUCCGGAGUCUGAGCCUGAAGUUAAGGCCGUAGCUCACUUUCUUCGCAAACGUCGGAAACAAAUAAAAGCCUAUUUGUCUUUUCAUGCAUAUGCUCAGAUGCUACUCUACCCAUACUCUUACAAAUAUGCAACAAUUCCAAAUUUCACCUGUGUGGAGUCUGCAGCUUAUAAGGCUGUUAAUGCUCUUCAGUCAGCUUAUGGUAUAAGAUAUAGAUACGGCCCUGCAUCUAGCACUUUGUAUGUGAGCUCUGGUAGUUCUAUGGACUGGGCCUACAAAAAUGGCAUUCCCUAUGCAUUUGCAUUUGAGCUGCGUGAUACUGGUCAUUUUGGAUUUUUACUUCCUGAGGCUCUCAUCAAACCAACUUGUACAGAAACCAUGCUAGCAGUUAAAAAUAUCACAAUGCAUCUGCUGAAGAAAUGUCACUGA